This is a messenger RNA of Gigantopelta aegis, 3269 nucleotides long. Its product is annotated as UPF0394 membrane protein PD_1892-like. Lineage: Eukaryota; Metazoa; Mollusca; Gastropoda; Neomphalida; Peltospiridae. The transcript is spliced from 3 exons. Bases 1 to 312 code for a protein of 103 amino acids. The record is from RefSeq and is a predicted model, not a curated record. Gene Ontology annotation, cellular component: plasma membrane.
AUGGGUUUGGUUUUCUACGUGUGUAGCGCGGUGAUAGGGGGCCUGUCGUCUGCCCUGAUGUCCAGCUCUCUGGCCAGUGUCCAGGGUGUUGGGGCCCUCGAGGCCUUCUUCGGUGGUUUUAUUCUGCUGUUUGGGGCUCGCUUUGGAGCCGGGUGUACAAGUGGUCACGGUCUGUCGGGCAUGGCUUUAAUGGCGUGGCUCAGCUUCCUCGCUGUCCCCUUCAUGUUUGCUGGCGGUAUCGUCACGGCCUUCCUGAUGAGAACGGGUUCAAGCCCCCUCGACCGCUUCGUCAACGAGACUCUGGCCGUCUAACACUGAAUCCACGGGGUCGUACCUAGCGCGGGAAAGGGGUGGGAGUGCAGAGGUCAACAUCGACAUUCAAUUAAUUUUUUUAUUGAAAAGGUGUCUGUUAAAGGUUAAAAUUGCCAUUAUUUUAUCUAUCAGGAUGCUGUGUUACUGACUUGGUUGUUUUCGUACUGCCCCCCCCCCCCCACACACACACACACCACCACCACCACCACCAUCCCACCCACCCACCUUGUUUAUAGACUAGGUACGACCCUGAUCCAUUCGCCUUUAUUAGGAGAGAGAAUAUUUUUAUAAAAAGAACGACAAGAAAAACCGGACGGAACUGGAACUCUUAUACGCUAUACUGCACUGCUAUUUUUAACUUAUUUCCAAUACUGGGAAUCUUAGACACUUGUUACUAGGUUAGGUUCGACGCAGGGCUUGAAAUUACGCGCAACUCGCUAGAGUGAAAACUGUGACCAAAACAUUAUUGUGUCUCGCGUUAAGUGUGUGCGUGUGAAAACAUUUCUACUGGUUACCAAGCUUCUGCAACACACGGAAUGCGGCUUUAAUGGCUUCAUUAGUCCUGCUUAUUUUCACCGGCAAAUCAAUAUAAUAGAUGGAACAGUUCUACUGGUUACCAAGCUUCUGCAACACACGGAAUGCGGCUUUAAUGGCUUCAUUAGUCCUGCUUAUUUUCACCGGCAAAUCAAUAUAAUAGAUGGAACAGUUUUAAAGACGCAGACCCUAGUUUCUAACCAUAAAAACUGACUCUUAAGUUUAGUUCCAGUGGCGGACCUCGAAAUCCAUUUAGGGAGGGGGCAAUGACAUGAGGCGGAUUGUCAGUGGAACUUUGGGGGAGGUUUGGAGGGGAUCGUAAAACAAUGAAAAUUAAUAUAUAUUAAAAUUAUAACUGUCGCAAAAUCCCCUCCUCCCCCCCCCCCUCCCCCCCCCGAUUCGCCUCUGAGUUCAUCUACGAACCUGUAACACAUUUUGAUAAAGUUACAAUAAAGUAAAACAAGAGUAUGUGACGUUAAAUCAUGGAAAUAUCCUCGAAAAUUAGACUUCGUGUCCAUAACCGUUACUUCUUAGAUGUACGUGCGGUUUGUUUAUAAAUAUUUUUAAAAAUGCAUUUCUUGGUAUUAGAAACACUAAAAAGACCAGAAACACUUCGGAUGUAGAGAAAAGGAUAAACUAAACGAUAACGUCUAGUUAACUGUCUGAUUUCAGUUGUCAAAAACUGAUAUAAUAGGGAAACAUGCGCCGUAAUGUUUAUUUCAUUUUUAUUUUCAUUUCAACUUAUUUUCAUGCUUAUAUCCAAUUAAGGUUCAAGCACGCGUUCCUGGGCACACACCUCAGCUAUUUGGACUGUCUGUCCAGAACAGUGGGUUAGUUGUUAGUGAGAGAGAAGAUGGAGUCGUGGCUUUGCACCUAGCCACAAAGUCGUUAAAAGUCGCUCUGUGUGGGAACCGGUACCGGGCUGCGAACCUUGUACCUACCAGUCUUAUGUCCGAUGGCUUAGCCACGACAGCACCGAGGCCGUUUCGUAAUGUUUAAUAACUAGGGUCUGUCGCUUUAAUGCGUGGUGAAAUAAGUAGACUAAACUACCCAUGUCUGCACUGCUAAGCUAGACCACUAGAUGUAUAAAACCUGGUGACGAUUUUCGUCCUGUUUACUGUAUAACUUGAACAAGCUCUGAAGUACUAUAAUGUAAAUGGAACUAACUGCUUGAUGUGGGUAACAUAACGGUGUCCUCCCAUUUUGCCUACAACCGACUUUGCCUACACUCAGUUUGCCUACAACCCAGUUUGCCUACUCAGUAUGAAAAGAUGACAUCCCCAGUUAAAAGUGUAUGGUCCCUAUGUAUAAAAAUAGCAUUACGCAACAAAAACAAUUAAACUAUUAAAAUGGGAUCAUUGGACUAAUACUACUUACCAUAAGGAGCCUGAAAUCACCUUUGCGCAACUAAGCGCCAAUUACAUUAUUUAUGUUCAUUAUAAUCUUAACUGUUUAUAUAAUACGAUGUUUUUCUAUUGGUUUGAGACACAAAAUAAUAGGGAUUGUCCCACUAUUAACUGGGGAUGUCACUUUUUCAUACUGUAGGCAAACUGAAUGUAGGCAUACCGGGUUGUAGGCAAAGUGAGUUGUAGGCAGAAUGGAAGGAAACCAACAUAACAGUCGGCGAAUAUUAUGUGACGUCAGUGAUAUUAACAAUUUGUGUGACGUAUGUAGUCCUACGACUACGAGGUAAUUAAGGAUGGUGUGACCUAAAUAUAGUCGUCGAUAAACUAUGACGUCAUUGAGAUGUGGAUUUGUGUGACGUAAAAUGAUCGUGGACAAUUUUUGUUUCUUGAAAUCACUGAAAAUGUGCUUAGGAUGUAUCGACGAAAACAGAACGUUGAAUCGAUUCAUACAUGGAGGAUGAUAUCAAUGUAUCGACGAAAACAGAACGUUGAAUCGAUUCAUACAUGCAGGAUGAUAUCAAUGUAUCGACGAAAACAGAACGUUGAAUCGAUUCAUACAUGGAGGAUGAUAUCAAUGUAUCGACGAAAACAGAACGUUGAAUCGAUUCAUACAUGCAGGAUGAUAUCAAUGUAUCGACGAAAACAGAACGUUGAAUCGAUUCAUACAUGGAGGAUGAUAUCAAUGUAUCGACGAAAACAGAACGUUGAAUCGAUUCAUACAUGGAGGAUGAUAUCAAUGUAUCGACGAAAACAGAACGUUGAAUCGAUUCAUACAUGGAGGAUGAUAUCAAUGUAUCGACGAAAACAGAACGUUGAAUCGAUUCAUACAUGGAGGAUGAUAUCAAUGUAUCGACGAAAACAGAACGUUGAAUCGAUUCAUACAUGCAGGAUGAUAUCAAUGUAUCGACGAAAACAGAACGUUGAAUCGAUUCAUACAUGGAGGAUGAUAUCAAUGUAUGUGACGGCUUUUGGAGUGACUUUCCUUAUUCCUUUAAUUUUUUUCCUUUUCUUUUUUAC